Telopea speciosissima is the source of this 1330-nucleotide messenger RNA. Its product is annotated as cold shock domain-containing protein 3-like. The coding region runs from base 61 to 1089 and encodes 342 amino acids. The record is from RefSeq and is a predicted model, not a curated record. The transcript is spliced from 3 exons. Gene Ontology annotation, molecular function: zinc ion binding; nucleic acid binding. Lineage: Eukaryota; Viridiplantae; Streptophyta; Magnoliopsida; Proteales; Proteaceae.
AAGUUUGUAAGGGCAACAGAAGAGGGGAGAAGAACCAAAGAAGGCUUAAGAGAAUCAGAAAUGCUUAAUGGAAGAGACAAAGUCUUCGUGGACGAUGACGACGACGACGACGACGGCACGUUCUUAUCUCUGGUGGAAGCAGCUGAGGCAGAUGCUCUGUCACGGAAGCGUAGAAAGAUCGACGGACAAGCGUCACAAGCCUCUGCCUUCCAGAAGAAACAAGAAGAAGGAGCUUACAUUGCCGCUCUUAAAGGCAGCAAUAGCCUCCAAUGGCAGCAGCAACAGUCCAAAAAUUCCACUCCUCUUCGCAGCAGAUCACAAGGGGCUGCAAAGGCCGGAAACUCGGUCAUUGAUGGUGGAGCUGCUAGCAGCGGUGGCUCCUGCUUCAAAUGCGGCAAAUUGGGUCACUGGGCUCGCGACUGUGGUGCCCUAGGAGGAGGAGGAGCGGAUCGUGAGAAUCAUGAUCCCUCUGUGGUGGAGAAACCGUGCCCAUGUGGAUUGGGCACUUGUUUGGUUCUCACUGCCAACACUGAGAAAAAUCGUGGUCGCAAGUUUUACAAAUGUCCUGUUCGGCAGGAAAAUGGAGGCUGUGGUUUCUUUGAGUGGUGUGAUAACUCCUCAGGAACUCCCGUUUUCAAUGGAGCCCAGAUUCAACCAUCAAACUCUUCAUAUCCAGAUCUUCAGUGUCCUUGUGGUGCAGGCUCUUGCUUAGUUUUGACGGCGAAGACAGGAAAAAAUGUGGGCCAGCAGUUCUACCGUUGUCCUGCUAAUCAGGGAAGUUCUUGUGGUUUCUUCAAAUGGUGCAGUGAACAAACUUCAGCAGUUGGGCUCCCAAUGAGUGCUUCACAGGUCUGCAGUAGCUUUAAUGAUGCAAGCAGCAAAAACCAUAAUGGAUGGAGUAUUUCAACCUGUUUCAAAUGUGGGCAGGACGGCCACUGGGCUAGGGACUGCCCCAAGCCUUCAUCUGAUUCUCCUGCUGGAGCUGGAGGAAUGUCUGCUUCAUCAGGCACUUGUUACAAGUGCAACAAGCCUGAUCAUUGGGCCAGAGACUGUACCGGUCAAGAUAUGAAAGUUCGUCGCAUGUGGUAGAACUUUUGGUUUGUAUCAAAGUUAUGGUUGUAAAUAGGAAGCUUUCAGUGCUGGUUACUGCAUCUCCGGUUCAUGUACAUUGAUAUUAUAUGUAGCAGCAAUUUGCAAAGCAUUACAAUUUCUGCAACUGAUGAUAUUUCUUUGAAGCAUUGAUCAACUUAGGAGCUUUCUAUAUGCUGACAAUUCACAAAUAAAUCACUUCCAAUAUGUGGGACAGAACAUUUUGUUGUUUAGGCUUUUA